AUGGCCACCAAAACUCCUGUGCUCACUGACAAGGCCCCCAAGCCUCUACCUGGAAUCUACUCCCAGGCCAUUAUCGCAAAUGGAGUCGUCUACUGCUCCGGUGCUGUGGCGAUGGACCCUGUCACAGGCAAAUUGAUUGAGGGAGACAUCAAGGAUCGUACACACCAAUGUAUCAAGAACCUGACCCAUAUCCUCGAGGAAGCCGGCACCAAUAUCAACAAGGUCGUCAAGGUCAAUGUGUUCCUGUCCGACAUGGACAACUUUGCCGACAUGAACUCGGUUUAUAUGCAGUAUUGGGGAGACGUCAAGCCAUGCCGGACAUGCGUUGCGGUCAAGACAUUGCCCCUCAACACGGAUGUGGAGAUUGAAUGCAUCGCAGUGCUGUAA
This is a messenger RNA of Aspergillus wentii DTO 134E9, 387 nucleotides long. RefSeq names its product putative L-PSP endoribonuclease family protein Brt1. NCBI's taxonomy places the organism in Eukaryota, Fungi, Ascomycota, Eurotiomycetes, Eurotiales, Aspergillaceae. The record is from RefSeq and is a predicted model, not a curated record. Gene Ontology annotation, cellular component: mitochondrion; cytosol. Gene Ontology annotation, molecular function: deaminase activity. Bases 1 to 387 code for a protein of 128 amino acids. The transcript is spliced from 3 exons.